UUCUGAUAUAAAUAUUUCUCCAUUCUCCUCGCUCCAAUAGACAGACAACUGUUAUUGUUGGCAAUUGCCAAAGACCAAACAACACAAAAAAGAGCAGCCUUUCGGAGAUCUCAAGGGCCUUUACUAUUACCUCUCUCGAUAUCUCCUAAGCUUUCUCUCUCUCUUUUAGCAUUUCGUAUACCUAUCAGUAGAUUUCUUAGGUUCAUUAACCCAAAGAAAAUAAAUUUCUUAGAUAGGAGUUUCUGAAGUUGAAAUCUUUAACAAAAAAAAAAAAAAAAAAGUCUUGAAAGAAAUGGCUACCCUUUCUUCAAUACAUUCCCGUUCUUAUGCAAAUUCAAAUUCAUAUUCUUUAUUUUCUUCUUCUUCAUCUUCCAUUAAUGGGAAGCAAUUUCAACGCCUGAAUUGGAUUGCGAAUAAGUUCUUAACAGCUAAGGUUUCUUUACAAGCUCAAAAGAAUUCUUACCCAGAUGUGGUUCUCAUGCAGGAUGGUGCAGUGGCCACCCCAGUGAACCCAGUAGAAAAUGAUAGUUCAUUUAUGAAAUUGAAGGAUGGGUUGUUGUCUUCAAUAACAUCUUCAGAGGAAUUAAAAGAAGAAGUUGGUUUUGAUAUUAAUAAAGAUGAGUCAACUGUCAGCAUCACUGUUGUUGGAGCAUCUGGAGACCUUGCCAAGAAAAAGAUAUUUCCUGCACUUUUUGCUCUUUAUUAUGAGGGUUGUCUCCCCAAGCACUUCACUGUGUUUGGUUAUGCUCGGAGUAAGAUGACUGAUGCUGAACUUAGAAACAUGAUUAGCAAGACUCUGACUUGCAGAAUUGAUAAGAGGGAGAACUGUGGUGAAAAGAUGGACGAGUUUCUUAAUAGAUGUUUCUACCAUUCUGGUCAGUACGAUUCUCAGGAACAUUUUGCAGAACUAGACAAGAAGCUGAAAGAACAUGAGGGUGGCCGAGUUUCCAAUCGCCUUUUUUAUCUAUCAAUCCCCCCAAAUAUUUUUGUUGAUGCAGUAAAAUGUGCGAGCUCAUCAGCUUCAUCUGGUAAUGGCUGGACCAGAGUCAUUGUUGAGAAACCGUUUGGCCGAGAUUCAGAAUCCUCUGCUGCUCUGACAAAAGCACUCAAGCAAUACCUAGAAGAAGAUCAAAUAUUUAGGAUAGACCAUUAUCUGGGAAAAGAACUAGUGGAAAAUCUUUCUGUUCUCCGCUUCUCCAAUCUAAUCUUUGAACCUUUGUGGUCGAGGCAGUAUAUAAGGAAUGUACAGUUAAUAUUCUCUGAAGAUUUUGGCACUGAAGGACGUGGAGGGUAUUUUGAUAAUUAUGGGAUAAUAAGAGAUAUAAUGCAGAACCAUCUGCUUCAAAUUCUUGCACUCUUUGCCAUGGAAACCCCUGUCAGUUUGGAUGCAGAAGAUAUCAGAAAUGAAAAGGUCAAAGUCUUACGAUCCAUGAGGCCUAUACGGCUUGAAGAUGUGAUGAUUGGUCAGUACAAGAGUCACACUAAAGGAGGGAUUACUUACCCAGCCUACAUUGAUGACAAAACUGUACCAAAAGACAGCCUAACUCCAACGUUUGCAGCAGCAGCCCUCUUCAUAGACAACGCAAGAUGGGAUGGGGUGCCUUUCCUUAUGAAAGCUGGCAAAGCAUUACAUAAUAAGAGGACUGAGAUACGUGUACAGUUCAGGCAUGUACCUGGUAACUUAUAUAACCGGAACUUUGGAUCAGAUAUUGAUAAAGCUACAAAUGAGCUUGUUAUCCGAGUGCAGCCUGAUGAAGCUAUCUACUUGAAGAUCAAUAACAAGGUCCCGGGUUUGGGAAUGAGAUUGGAUCGAAGCAACCUAAAUCUUCACUAUGCAGCAAGAUAUUCUAAGGAGAUUCCAUGUGCGUAUGAAAGGCUCUUGUUAGAUGCCAUUGAGGGUGAAAGAAGGCUAUUUAUCAGGAGUGAUGAACUAGAUGCUGCUUGGUCACUAUUCACGCCUGUUCUGAAGGAGCUUGAAGAGAAAAAGAUUAUCCCUGAAUACUAUCCAUACAGCAGUCGGGGCCCCGUUGGGGCUCACUAUCUUGCAGCAAGAUACAACGUGAGAUGGGGUGACCUUUGUUUAGAGCAGAACUGAAAAGUUGUGACAUUGAUAUUGCAGUGGGAUAGGGAAAGCAGAGAACUUAAUGAUUUAUGACAUGAAUGUUUAUUAGGAUCAUUAUACAAAGAGCUCUCAUGUAUGAACUCCAUGGGAAGUCAGGAGCAAGCAGAAUGUAUCAAGAAACAUGAGAAUUAUCUUUCCCACUUUCUAAGUUACAGUAUAUUCUUUUUUUUGGUUUCUUUUCUUACUUUGCCACGAUGGUGAAUUACAGGAAAUAGACUCAGUUUUGGUUUGUCCACAAUGUAAUUUCCCGAGUCCAUUUCCUGUAACUUUUGAAAGAGUCAGCAAUGUGGAGUCCAUUUCUUUUUGGUUCGA
Ricinus communis (castor bean) is the source of this 2434-nucleotide messenger RNA. Its product is annotated as glucose-6-phosphate 1-dehydrogenase 2, chloroplastic. Gene Ontology annotation, cellular component: chloroplast stroma. Gene Ontology annotation, molecular function: glucose-6-phosphate dehydrogenase activity; NADP binding. Gene Ontology annotation, biological process: glucose metabolic process; pentose-phosphate shunt, oxidative branch. Lineage: Eukaryota; Viridiplantae; Streptophyta; Magnoliopsida; Malpighiales; Euphorbiaceae. The record is from RefSeq and is a predicted model, not a curated record. The coding region runs from base 293 to 2095 and encodes 600 amino acids. The transcript is spliced from 10 exons.